AUGAGCGUCACCAGCGCCGCAAGCCCGGCCAGCGCUGGUAGUCCAAAGCUCACAUUCAUCUCGUCGGUGCCCAGCUUGUCGUCUUCACCGCAGGCCAUGAGCCCGCCCUCCUUUCCCACUCAGCUCGCCUUCUCGCCUUGGCGCGGCGCGGUGCCCACGGUACCGGGCGUACCGGGCGUGGUGCCCGUGGUGGCCGCGGCGUCACCGGUGACAACGACGCCGACCUCCGUGGCCCAGGAGGCUUUGGUGAGCAAUCGUCCGCCCUCACCCAAGGAUAGCAUUGCUGGUGCAAAUGAAGCACGACCCAGCUUUGGAGCUCCUUUUGAGGUGCGGCCGAAGUCGCGGGAAUCCAAAAGUGGUACCUUGACACGUGGCAAGAGCAUGCAGGCCUUGGAAACUACGAGCCCUGCCAAGAAGGCCAGUCCACGGGACCGCACUUCGACGGAUGGCUCGCGCAUUGGCAACCAGAUGCUCCGUAGUGCAAGCUUCUCCUCCAUGGAGGGCUCAAUACCUCGAAGUACCAGCGUCAAGACCAUGAGGACAAGUCGCAGCGCACGCUUAAGUCUCAGCAAUUUGUCGUUGUGUGCCAGCGAGAGCGUUGAACAAGAGCGUCGCCAGACCGAGCGUGGCUUGGAGCGAGAGAGUCGCUGGUUGAGGCGCGCCUUAAGCGAAGAGAUGCGCCACAUCGAGACGAUGCAGGAGCAAGAUGCUCAGCAUGAACACUGGCGACAAGAUCAAAUGGAACGGCAGCGGCAGGCGGAAGCACGCCACCGGCAGCGAAGCUUGCACCGAUGGGAAGAGAGCUGCAAACGGAAAGCUGCUGAGGAGUCUCGGCAAAAGCAGGAGAGCGAGCAGCAUGAUGCUGCCUUUGAGCAGAACCAGGAACGUCUACAGGCAGACCGCCAAGCUGUUGAAGCAAAGCAGCUGGAGCAGCGACAGAGACAACAGCGACAGGCCGAUAAGCGCCGUGCCUCGUUGUCCGAAAUUGAAGGGCGCAAAGAGGCGCAGAUGAGAUUGGCUGGACCAGAUCGCACAGUAGCUCAGUCAUUCUCCCUAGCCUUCGAAGAAGACUCCGAGCCAAUUUCUGAAAAGAAAGCUCAAAAGCCCGAGACGCUCUUUCGGGAAGAACUUCCUCUCCCGGACCGGGAGAUUGGCACAGAGUAUUACGAAUGGGUAGACGGCAAAGUCUUUUUUGUAGCCGAAGUCGAACUUCAUCAACUGAAAGCCUUUGGUGUUUCAACUGUUCUGAGUCUGGCAACAGGGUCAGAGAUGUUGAUUUCGAAAGAAAAGGAGUUGGAGGAGAGCGGUUCAGAACUGAUUUAUGCCACAGCCUCAGAUCGAGAGGUGAGGCCUCCCAAAAAGGCCAAGUUUGGUCGCAAGUCCGAAGUCCUGGAAUCGUCAGAAUCAAACAACAGCAGCAGUGGUUCGGAGGAUCUAGGGAUUCUUUCGAAAGCAGCAAAGUCAUGGCACGUUGGGGAUAUCAAACGAGAAAAGCAAGAAUCAGCGCCAAGCAAAUCAAAGAGUCGUUUUGCCCUUCUGGAAAACAGCAAAAAGAGAGAAGUCAAGUCCGAAGUGGAACAAUUGACCAAUCCUGCACUUCUGCUCAAACAGUUGAAAGGAGGUCAAGAUCCACUCCAAACUCUCCUCGCGCUCCAGCUUGCAGAAACGCUGGGAAAGAAGUCCAAGAAGAGCAAGAAACGAAAAAGCAGCAGUUCUUCUCGAGAUGCAGAAAGUUUGGACGACAGUGCGUCCAGCAGUGGGUCGUCAAGUCACCGCAAGCGAGGACAUGCUCGCGCCAUAGAAUCUUACCAAGGUUCUCGGAAGCGGAUGUUCCGCAAGCCUCUUCGCUAUGUGAAGCUCUAUGUGAAGGAGGUGGAGAAAGAGUUGGGGGCGGAAGACCGUCCUUACAAGCUGUCCGAAUAUGGCCGGAAAGUGCAGUGGGGGAAACAGCGCUCACUGCAGCGAUGCCAUUUCAUGCUCAGCGAGAUUCUCACCCGGCUUCUGAAGGGGCAAGUGGAAAAAGCUGCGUUGCAAACAGUGCUCUGUCUGAGAAGCAUCCAUCAAGCCGCCAUCGAUGGAACGUGGGACAUAGCCUGGCUUUUGACUCAUCUGCCGGAUCCAUGGACAAAACCUCAGUGGGGAGGCAGUGCCGAGGAAUUGGGGUAUGUGACAAGCUACCUCAAAUCAAUGGCAGAGCUGAACAAAAAUGCCGAGAAAGCCCGCUUCUCCGCUCAGGGAAGUGCAGAUCGAGGAGAGGGCGAAGCCGCUGUCCCUCCCAAAAAGGGAAAGGGAAAGGGCAAAAGCCGCGACAAGGAGAAGGACAAGCCGAAGGAGGAGGCAGGAACUGUCGAGGACGAGGUAGCCGUUCUCUUGCCUGUGUCCAUGGCCCUCAGAGACGAAACUGGCAAAAUCGUUUCUGGGGGCCUUUUCGCAGUCCUCCAGGACGCAGGGUGCAUGCAGAGCUCAGAGGUCAUUGCGUAUCGAGACUUGCUUCCAGCCAGAGCUGCUCAUGUUUGUGCUUUGUUUGCCCUUAUGCCCGAGUUGCAGACUCGCAAGUCCAACCGAAAGAUUUUGAAGCAGGCUGUCAAUUUCGUAAGCCGUGACGGAGCUCCGUCGUCCGAGAGCAAAAAGGCAGGUCUGUUGAAAACAUGUUGGACCACUGUUAAAGCCUGGCAAGAGCAAGUCGGUGGGCUAGUCCGCAGUCACUUGAGCAUUACAUUCAACAAGCAAAAGCACAGAGGUGGGGAAGCCUUGCGGAAGAAGUUUAGAAAGAUCUCCAUUGUCGGUGGAACUUUGAAAGGAGCACACUACGGUGACGUCUCGGAAACCGAUCUGAGAAAAGCUGCUAAAUCCUACAGAGGGGAUCCCAGAUUUGCCCAGUUUUGUAAACAGUGGGUGGCUGCCGAAACAGUGGCUCCGGAUGACGAGCCCUCCUGCCUUGGACACCAGAGUGCCAAUUCAUUCUCGGGAGAUAUGGGCGAGGGGCUCAACCUUUUGUCCGCAUUCACCCUUGACUGGAACAAGUUUGCGCUGGAAAGUUUGGUGGUUUUGGGGGUCUCUUGGUGCAUCAGCACCAUCGAAAAUCAGCUGAUUUUUGCAAUCUCGAUACCUGGCAGUUCGAUCAGUUCGCAUUGCUUGCUAGCCUUGGAUUUGACAAGGCCACUUCACACUCAUUUCAGGCGUGCCCCAGAGAAAAAGAGGGCGCGGUGA
This is a messenger RNA of Cladocopium goreaui, 3210 nucleotides long. The record is from the annotation of a GenBank genome assembly. Lineage: Eukaryota; Dinophyceae; Suessiales; Symbiodiniaceae.